Messenger RNA from Stylophora pistillata, 511 nucleotides. RefSeq lists its product as uncharacterized. The record is from RefSeq and is a predicted model, not a curated record. Lineage: Eukaryota; Metazoa; Cnidaria; Anthozoa; Scleractinia; Pocilloporidae.
ACUACAUUAAACAUUUAUUGUUUCCUCUCGUGAACAAACGACAUUUUCACCAAGAACAUUUCUGAUGUAAGACGUACCUGAGGAAGAUAUGGGGAAUAAGAGAAAUUGUCAGGUGAUAUGGCUUGUUGCAUUCAUUGUCGUUUACCUGUCCUGCAACUCCGAGGAGCAACAAACGUUGACUGUGUUUCCAUCUUCUUCGAUUUACCUUACCAACACUUCGAACGCCUCCAUUUUCCAUGGAAACAUAACAAUUUCGGCAGUGAACGUGACAGUGAAUGCAAGUUUUAGUAUUAAUCCAAACCGAUCCAGUGCAGCAGUAAUGAACACGAGCGCUUCUAUAAUUAGUAAAAUAACGGGAGCCACAAAGACCGAAAACAAUACAUACUUUGUGGAGUUCAAAACAGGAGCGUUGAAAUGGAGUCCCGAUCUUACCAAUGAAUAUCACAAUACCUUCAUCAACAGUGCCAAUGGAAUUGUUAAGACCGUAAGUAAAAGUUUAACUGACCAAUAA